Malurus melanocephalus (red-backed fairy wren) is the source of this 638-nucleotide messenger RNA. RefSeq names its product cathelicidin-B1-like. The transcript is spliced from 4 exons. NCBI's taxonomy places the organism in Eukaryota, Metazoa, Chordata, Aves, Passeriformes, Maluridae. Gene Ontology annotation, molecular function: lipopolysaccharide binding. Bases 4 to 591 code for a protein of 195 amino acids. The record is from RefSeq and is a predicted model, not a curated record. Gene Ontology annotation, biological process: innate immune response; defense response to Gram-negative bacterium; antimicrobial humoral immune response mediated by antimicrobial peptide. Gene Ontology annotation, cellular component: extracellular region.
AGGAUGGGGCUGUUCCGAGCGCUGCCACUGCCGCUGCUGCUGCUGCUGCUGCUGCUCCUGGGGCUGGCCGGAGCCUCCACGCCGGGGCCACACAGAUCCACGACGGGACGGGAGGGACCCACGGUGGGAUGGGACGGAUCCACGGUGUCCUCGCUGGGAGUCCGGUCCGUGAGCUACGGGGAUGCGGUGGCGGCGGCCGUGGAGCUGCUAAACGCCAGGGCCGUCAGUCCCCAUGUGCUGCGGCUCCGGGAGGCUCAGCCCCGGCCCGGCUGGCCCUCGGACCUGCAGAGCCGGCGGGAGCUGAGCUUCACCCUGGAGGAAACCACGUGCCGGACACCGGGAAUGGACAGCGGCAACUGCAAGAGCCGCUGGCUCGGGGCGGUGACCUGGUGCCAGGGCUUCAUUUUCCUGGAGCAGCAGCAGCCCACGGUGGAGCUCUCCUGCCAGAAGACUCCGGCCGCGUUCAGCAGGAUCCGGAAAUCCAAGAUCAAGGAUUUCUUUGGSAAGAUCAAGGAGCGUGUCCGGGGCUUCUUCCAAUGCGGCCGYAUUUGGAUCCGGGACAAGCUCAACCUCAAGGCAGCCAAACCCUGAGAGGACACUGCUGUGUCCCCACCCUGGGUACCAACCCUGUGUCCCCA